CUCACUUGGAACUAGAAGUUCUCCCGUAGGAAAUUGUCCCACAUCACAUGUUUCACUUUUUUGGGCGCGAGCAAACGUUCACAGCUCCGCAUUGAUGAAUGCUUGUUCGUAGGUAACCACGCAUGGAUUGGAAGCCAAGUUUUUCACAAACAGUUGGCAUCUCUCGUCGGGUUCGCGCCAUGGACUCAGAGGAUGAUAUGCAUGAUGCCAACGAUGUCGAGUCCCUAGAUGAUGAUUACUACAGCGGUGAGACAGAGGAUGUUCCUUUGGAUUGCUACAGCGACUACGAUGAUGAUGCUGAUGAUUACUUUGACGAUGGUGAUGAAGCUGACAAGAUCAAGUCUCGUCGCCCCGAGCAAAAUUUCACCAUCUUGAAGGAGUCAGAUAUUCAGGAAAGACAGGAGGACGAUAUCACAAGAGUAGCGACCGUUCUUUUUAUCUCACGAGUUGAUGCAGCCAUCUUACUUCGUCACUAUAAUUGGAAUGUCAGCGAGGUGCAUGAAGCUUGGUUUGCUAAUGAAGAACAUGUCCGAAGAACAGUUGGGUUAUUGGAAAAGCCAGUUCUCCAGUUUCCUAAUGCUAGGGAGCUUACCUGCGGCAUCUGUUUUGAAACUUAUCCUUGUUCACGGAUUGAGUCUGCUGCUUGUGGUCAUCCCUAUUGCAUCUCCUGUUGGGAAGGAUAUAUUGGCACUGCUAUUAAUGAUGGUCCGGGAUGUUUGAUGCUGCGUUGUCCUGAUCCCUCUUGUGGUGCAGCUGUUGGUCAAAAUAUGAUUGAUCGAUUAGCAUCUCUUGAGGAUAGGCAGAAGUAUUCUCGUUACCUUCGUAGGUCUUAUGUUGAAGACAACAAGAAGACCAAGUGGUGUCCUGCUCCAGGAUGUGAAUAUGCAGUUACAUUUGAUGCGGAUGGUGGAAAUUAUGAUGUUGCUUGCCUCUGUUCUUAUAACUUCUGCUGGAAUUGCACAGAGGAGGCUCACCGAGCUGUGGAUUGUGGUACUGUGUCAAAGUGGAUUUUGAAGAAUAGUGCAGAGUCUGAGAACAUGAACUGGAUACUUGCCAACUCAAAGCCCUGUCCCAAGUGCAAGAGACCAAUUGAAAAAAACCAAGGGUGCAUGCACAUGACCUGUACACCCCCAUGUAAAUUUGAAUUUUGCUGGCUAUGCCUUGGUACAUGGUCGGAGCAUGGUGAAAGGACUGGUGGUUUCUAUGCCUGCAAUCGUUAUGAGGCAGCUAAACAAGAGGGAGUGUAUGACGAAGCUGAAAGAAGAAGGGAAAUGGCGAAGAAUUCAUUGGAAAGAUACACACAUUAUUAUGAGCGGUGGGCCAGCAAUCAAUCUUCAAGGCAGAAAGCUCUUGCAGAUCUUCAUCAGAUGCAAACAGUCCAUCUUGAGAGGCUUAGCGACACACAGUGCCAACCUGAGUCACAGCUGAAGUUCAUAACCGAGGCCUGGCUACAGAUAGUAGAAUGUAGGCGAGUGCUGAAGUGGACAUAUGCUUAUGGUUACUAUUUACCAGAGCAUGAGCGUGCUAAAAAACAGUUUUUUGAGUACUUGCAAGGUGAGGCAGAAUUCGGUUUGGAGAGACUUCAUCAAUGUGCUGAAAAGGAGUUGCAGCAGUAUCUCAAUGCUGAUGGCCCAUCUAAAGAGUUUAAUGACUUCCGAACCAAGCUAGCUGGACUGACCAGUGUGACUAGGAACUACUUUGAGAAUUUGGUUAGGGCUUUAGAGAAUGGUUUAUCUGAUGUGGAUAGUAAUGGAGCUGCUUCCAGCAAAGCAAUGAGCUCAAAAAAUGCCGCCAGCAGCAGCAAGGGGAGAGGUGGAAGAGGAAAAGGAACCACUCGAACUAGCGGUUCCAGCAGAAUGGCUGAUAAUAGUAAUUGGUAUUGUGAGCACUGUACCUAUGCAAAUACAGUGUCUGUUAACACAUGCCAAAUGUGCCAUCUACAGCGGAUCUUCCAUGGAGGAAUACCUCUCGCAAGCCCAGGACUAAUUACAUGUGAACAGAGUGAAUGAAAGAAGGGGGUUAAGUCACGGAAGCAUGCUAUCCUCCUUGCUCUUCUAUUGAACACGACCCAAUCUGGUGUAUAUAGUAGUCUAUAUUAGGCAUGGCGUUUCUGCAACGGGCUUUAUGACCAGGUAUCUUGUGCUUCGCAGGCUGGAGAUGAACACAAAUAUGCUUGUUUGUGUCCUCAUUUCUUUCAGUAAAUCCAUUUGGAGAUGAGCACAAAUGUGCCGCGUCUUUACUAUACAUCGUGAUGAUGACACGAAAACAUGUAGCUUUACCCAUACACAGCUUUCCAUUUAUUUAAAGCAGGCAAACGGAAUAUAGAAAGGUAACCUACCAGCAGUUGCAAGUGCGUAGGAAUGCACUAAUUGUGCUACGAUCUUUAAUUUUAAUUAUGUAGCUACAAAAACUCAGAUGUUCCAGCCGUGUAGGUUGAGUUUGCCAUUUAAGCUUGGCCGAGUUCACUCU
Messenger RNA from Neltuma alba, 2469 nucleotides. Its product is annotated as probable E3 ubiquitin-protein ligase ARI7. The record is from RefSeq and is a predicted model, not a curated record. Gene Ontology annotation, molecular function: ubiquitin-protein transferase activity; zinc ion binding. Bases 123 to 2009 code for a protein of 628 amino acids. NCBI's taxonomy places the organism in Eukaryota, Viridiplantae, Streptophyta, Magnoliopsida, Fabales, Fabaceae. The transcript has 16 exons. Gene Ontology annotation, biological process: protein ubiquitination.